Messenger RNA from Porites lobata, 233 nucleotides. The record is from the annotation of a GenBank genome assembly. Lineage: Eukaryota; Metazoa; Cnidaria; Anthozoa; Scleractinia; Poritidae.
AUGUUUUCACCAGGGCAAUUAGUCUGGGCAAAGAUGAGGGGCUACCCACCCUGGCCUGCAGGGGUAAGUAGUUUGAAAUCAAAGCAAACCUUUUUAUGUCGCUUAGCUUUGUGGAACUCAACUCUUUCAUUUGCUGUUUUCUUGUCUCCAUUUAGAUUGAUCUUCCUGGACCAGAAGAAAGAAUGCAUGCAAAUAAAUUUGCUAUCUUCUUCUUCGGAACACGCGAAACGUAA